UCGGCUGCGUCCAACUGGCUGUACUGGCUCUUUGCCAAACUCAUCGCAGGAGCUGGCCUCGGCAUGAUGCAAGCCACUUAUCCCAUGUACAUCGCUGAGCAAUCACCAACCCCGAUCCGGGGCCUCCUCACCACCUCGUACAUGAUUUGGUAUGUCAUUGCACAGAUCUUCGCGCCGUUGGCUCUGCGACAAUUGUCCAUCUCGGAUCCAUACAACUUCAAGAUCCCCAUCUACACGCAAUGGAGCAUGCUGGGUGUCUUGCUCAUCAUCAACGUCUUUCUUCCAGAAAGUCCUUGGUGGCUCGUCCAAAAAGGUCGAAUCAACCAGGCGGAAAAGGUGCUUGCCACAACCCACAAAGGUGUCCCCGGUUACGACACGAAGCAUGAGCUGUCAAUCAUGGUUGCUACGGUUCAGCACGAGGACCUCGUCAUGGCCGAGGAUAAACAUCAACUCAUUCAGAUCUUCAAGGGUACCAACUUCUGGCGACUGUUCGUUGCAUUCUGGCCAAAGGCGAUGCAACAACUCUGCGGCCAGAGUGUCACAAACAACUACGCAACGUAUUUCUUCGAACUGGCUGGGAAUGCCGCGCCCUUCACGGUGACCAUUAUUCUCGCUGUUUGUCAACUGGCUGGUGUCGCCACGACCUCUGUGAUAUCAGACCAGUGGGGUCGUCGUUGGCUCACAUUAGGUCUCUUUGGAUCUGGUGCCAUAGCGAUCUUGGCCAUUGGUAUCCUCGGAUCUUUCGACUCCACGGAAUCGUCCCUUGGUAGCGCUCUUGUGUUUUUCGCAUGUGUGUCCAACUAUGGAGUCAUUGGUGGUGCCAGUAUUGCAUAUUCUUAUGUGGCCGAGAUUCCCUCCCAACGACUUCGAUCCCGAACCGCCUCGGUUGCCUUGAUGGGAUCGUUCUGUCUCGGCCUGACUUUCAACUACACGGUCCCGCUUAUGUUGAAGGUUUGGAGUGUGCGCACAGGAUACUUCUUCGGAGCCACUGGUAUCAUCUCCUGGAUUAUCGGAUGGUGGUGCCUCCCAGAGAUUGCUCGUCGAACUCCUGCCGAGAUUGACGAGAUGUUCGAGCACAAGGUAGCGCCUCGCAAGUUCCGAAAGCAUCUCACCGAGGUCCAGAUGUUCCUCGAGGACCAUCCCAUGGCGGGACGAAUUGUAGGCAUGCAUCUAACGAUAACGAAACACGGAAUAUGGAAUACUAGUAUGGAGCAUGUGUGGGCGUCGGGGCAAAACGCCCGUGGGAUGAUGGAAUCCAGUAUAUUGUCAGUAUCGGAAGUACGGCAUACUCGGAGGACACAAUAUCAGUCUGGUAUACAGUAAUUUAUACACGACUGGUGUUAGUAUCUGCGCAUUCGCGCAAUCAGACCUGCAAAGUAGUACUUACUAUACUAGUAUACAUACAUAGUGCUGGAAUAUAUACUGGAAUACACUUAGAUAGAUUUUAG
Molecule: messenger RNA, 1448 nt
Organism: Exophiala viscosa
Lineage: Eukaryota; Fungi; Ascomycota; Eurotiomycetes; Chaetothyriales; Herpotrichiellaceae
Product: general substrate transporter
Exons: 3
Biological process (GO): transmembrane transport; carbohydrate transport
Cellular component (GO): membrane
Molecular function (GO): carbohydrate:proton symporter activity
Source: RefSeq, a predicted model, not a curated record